GAGGGAGCAAUGAACAACAGCGGCUCCGCCAACUUUCUUCUGGUGCCCAUCCCCGAGUACCCGGUGCUGGACUGCGUACCCAACAAGACGGUGAAGAUCGUGGUGUUGGGAGCCAGCAAUGUCGGGAAAACCGCUCUCAUCGUCCGGUUUCUCACCAAACGCUUCAUUGGAGACUACGAAGCCAACACCGGCGCGCUCUACUCCAGAAAAGUCACCCUAGAUGGCGAAGAGGUGUCGCUCCAGAUCCAGGACACGCCCUGCGUGGCCCUGCAGGAUGACGCCGAGGGACUCUACUGCCAGGAGCAGAUCAACAGGUCCAUCUACUGGGCUGACGGUUACGUGCUGGUUUUCUCCAUCACCGACCACAGCAGCUAUCGCACCAUCCAACCGCUUUACCAACACGUCAGACGCAUUCACCCGUCCGGAAACAUUCCCGUCAUACUGAUCGGCAACAAGAGCGACCUGCUUCGAGCCCGACAAGUUCCGGCGGAUGAAGGCGCGACGUUAGCAUCCUCGCUAGGAGGGCUUUACUUCGAGGCGUCUGCCAGGGAGAACCACGAAAGCGUCCACGCAGCCUUCCUCCAACUUUGUCACGAGGUAUCCCGGGCGUUGGGGGGAGGCAACGGGGAGAAACGGCGAGGAGGUCUCCACCUGGCUCGCCCCAAAUCGCCCAACAUGCAGGAGCUGAAGAGGAGGUUCAGGCAGGUCCUCUCCUCCAAGGUCAAAUCGGCAAGCACUCUCUGA
Molecule: messenger RNA, 744 nt
Organism: Nerophis lumbriciformis (worm pipefish)
Lineage: Eukaryota; Metazoa; Chordata; Actinopteri; Syngnathiformes; Syngnathidae
Source: RefSeq, a predicted model, not a curated record